Gongylonema pulchrum is the source of this 486-nucleotide messenger RNA. The record is from the annotation of a GenBank genome assembly. NCBI's taxonomy places the organism in Eukaryota, Metazoa, Nematoda, Chromadorea, Rhabditida, Gongylonematidae.
AUGAAACGAAUUGUUCCAAAGAGACAAGCUGACUCCCUUGAAAAUAUCCUUGUUGAACCGGCAUCGUUGGUACGACCACCGAGAGUCUCGUUUGGUGAUUCCCGAAGCACGGCUACUGCGAAGCAGAGUAAAAGUGUAUCCAAAAAUUUGGAUGUCUCGUCAGGUUGCUGUUUUAAAAGUUGUGAAUUCCCAAAGCGCGACACCAAUUACAAGCAUUUGAAUAUCGGCACCAGAAAAGAAUCCGGGAUGGCCCAAUGUCUAACUUGUAAUCUUCGUGAAAAACAGGUGUCUGACGAAUGGAUAUUUGUCGCUAUGGUGCUGGACCGAUUGUUUCUCAUCAUAUUUUCGGUAUUAAAUGUCGGCACAUUUUUAAUACUAAUGGAAUCGCCGUCACUUUACGAUACCCGGCGACCAAUGAAUAUCACCCAUGCGACAAAACCACUUGGACAAGGGAGCUUCGUUUUUCCUACCACGUCUCAUUUGUAG